Acyrthosiphon pisum (pea aphid) is the source of this 2103-nucleotide messenger RNA. Its product is annotated as ninjurin-1. The record is from RefSeq and is a predicted model, not a curated record. Gene Ontology annotation, cellular component: membrane. The coding region runs from base 331 to 924 and encodes 197 amino acids. Lineage: Eukaryota; Metazoa; Arthropoda; Insecta; Hemiptera; Aphididae. The transcript is spliced from 4 exons. Gene Ontology annotation, biological process: cell adhesion; tissue regeneration.
AGUAAAACGGAUUUCUUAUAAGCUCAGCUAUUUUUCGGACUCGCCAAAAAAAUAUGUAAAAUGCUACAACAUCUCAAAUCUAUAGAUAGGUACCUAUAGUUUAUAUAAGGGUAGUAGUGGAGCUAUAGUUUGCAUAGCACACUUAUGGCCAGUCAACUUCGCCUAGCUAAAUUCAAAUUUGAGAGGAUGCAGUUGUUUCUAGAGCUACCUUAAAUUUGAUUGAAGAACAAGUUCCAUGCUUUAUGCUCAGUUCAUUGACAUGGUCUAAUACGGAGUAGACGUAAAAAUGAACAGACAGCUGUGCUCCAUAAAGAUAAAAGUUCAUAGAUCAUGGAAAAAUCAGUUUUAAAACAAUGUCGAACACCUGAAAGUAACACAAAUCAGAAAGAAAAGAACGUUAUGGAACUGAAUGGUUCUCCAAAUUACCCUGAGAUACAAAAAAAUAUCAAUGGCUUAUCCGAUCCUCCGAGCGCAGAACAGGGUAAAUCCUCGUCACAAAUUGUUCAACCCACUGAAGAUAACGAACUCCAACCAUUUAUAAAUAAUAAAAAUGGAGUUUUUGACAAUUUACUUGGAGAUUCCGAUGACGACACUCUGAAAGCUUUUGAUUUGUAUAGAAAAAAGAAACUUUUAACUCAAAGUAUGAUGGACAUAGCGUUAUUUUCCGCAAACGCCAAUCAGUUGAGGCAUGUCUUGGAGACGUUUGAUGGCCAAUACAUUUCGGUCAUUUGUGUAGUACUUUUAUCGUUGAGUAUAAUCCUGCAAAUUUUGGUUGGCAUAACUAUGCUCUUGAGUAUUCGGUACAAUGUAACUAAUUGCGAAGAGCGAAAGAUGGCAUUCACGUACGGAAACUAUGUUAUUGUCGGAAUAUUCCUCAUAACUGUUGUUAAUAUUUUAAUAUCUGCAUUUGGAAAACCAGCGUGACCAUAUUCAUAUAAAUAUAUAUUAUUGCAAAGGCUAAACAAUAUAGGAUGGGAAUAAAGCCAUCCCCUUAUUUGCGCAAUUUUUGCCAAUGUGUAUAGGCACAACAUAUCAUUAUUAUGCCAUGUUAUAAGUGUAUAUUAAUGAACACCAAAUUUAAUUUAAUAUAUUUUAAAUGUUAUUUUUAUUUUUAACACUAUAGCCUGCAAAUGUAUGAAUUUUGUAUUUUGGCUUAUUCCUGAAAUUAUACGGGUAAUUUAAAUUAUUUGAUAUUAUUUAAUAUUCACAAUAUAUAAACGUAAUGACAUAAGUUAGUAAUACACUUUGUACACAAUGCAAAAGGUAUAAUGUUAUACUAAUUACAAUAUUUUUUUAAAUUAAUACUUGAAGAAUAUUACCGUGAAUAAUAUUGAUUAUAAGGCUGGAAAUCAACUACCUACUUAAAUUAUUUUUAUUUAAUAUAUUUAAUGGAUUACUUAUUAUAUUGAUCAUCCACUGAUGAUUUACUUAUAAUUUCAUAAGUUACUUUUUUGUGUUAAUUUCGAAUUCAUUCCAGCGCAUAAAUACAUAUCUAAAUUAAGUUUAUACUUUUAGUGAAUACAUUUUUUUUGAAAGGUUAUCGAUCCAAAUUUAGCUAAGUAUAUUAAAAUAAAUCCAAAAUUAACUUUUUUUUAUUAACUAUAUUAGGUAACUAUUAACGAUUUAUGUCUUCCAUUGAUGUAUUUUUGAUUUAUUAAUCAGUUAAUGUUAUACUUAAAAUGUACAAAUCAUAAGAUGUAUAAGAACUGUUGUAAAUAAUUUAAGUAUUUAUUUUUUCUAUUUGACUAGUAUCUAUUGUUCACUAAAUAUAGUGAUAAAUACACCUAAACUUAACGAUGUGUAAUUCAAAAUUCAAAUAGGUAAUUGUUUUAUCUUUAAUUGGAUAAUGUAUCGUAUCAUAAUUUAUAAUGUACCUAUAACUGUUUGUAUUUUUAUUAGGUUUGAUUGUUAAUUUGUUCAUACCUAAUAAUUAAUAUGUAUGUACGGUAUUUACCUGCCUAUUUGUCAUAAUUUAUAUCAAGCCAAAUAAAAUAAAUAUGAAAUCAAAACUUUGAUGUAAUUUAACUACUUACAUAUUAGAAAAUGUUAUUUGAUUACAAAACAAUAUAAAGGUACCGUUUAUUUCGGGUUAAGUUUGUUAAA